CAGUGAAUUUCACAGCUUUUUAUAUGGAUGUUUCUGAAUCCGAUCUAUAAACAAAAAGUCAAUUGUUCAAUCCUUACUUAUUUCGAUUUAUUUAGCUUCGUUGUGCGUUUCUGCUUCGUUGUUCUUAUCGUUUUCACCUCAGGCUAGUUAAAAGAGUUUGCAAAAAUAUAUAUUAAGUAUUUUGGUAAGGUAAAUCAUCACCAGCAGUUGAUUAAUUCAACUCGUUUACAUCGGAUGUUGACAUAAAUGGUGUAAUUAUGGACAACGGGAGCCAGACUUCACCUUCAAGUAAACAAGUGUGCAAGAGAACGCAGUAUGAGGACCCCUUCGCUCUACAUUCACUGCUCUCCACUUCAGGUAGGGGGAGCCUUUUGGAUAAUGAGAGUGCACUCUUUCUGGGCCCAUUGAUGCCCCCCUUACGUAGCAUUGAGGACCAGUGUGAAGGCAGUAACCCACAGGGGGGCAGCGGCCGAGGGAUCCUGCAGCCAUCCAGUGUUCCAACCUCACCCCAGCGGAGACAUAGUGGUGUCACAUCUCCACCUCCCCUUUCCCCAACACCCCUUGGUGCAUCAGCAGUUUCCACCUCUUCAGACCCUAACUUUCAUGCUACUAGCCUGCGGGAGAGAAAUGCUGCCAUGCUUAACAAUGAACUCAUGGCUGAUGUACAUUUUGUUGUUGGUCAGCCAGGUACGGGAAGAAGUACUCAGAGAAUACCAGCACACAAAUAUGUAUUAGCAGUUGGUAGCAGUGUAUUCUAUGCCAUGUUUUAUGGAGGCCUGAAGUCAGAAGACGAAAUUCAGGUCCCCGAUGUAGAACCUUCUGCUUUUCUAACUCUGCUCAGGUAUCUUUACUGCGAUGAGAUACGUCUUGAGCCGGACACUGUGCUAGCCACUCUUUAUGCAGCUAAGAAAUACCUAGUUCCUCAUUUGGCCCAACAGUGUGUAAAAUUUCUCGAAGUCUCUUUAACAGCUCGUAAUGCUUGUCUCCUGCUCUCUCAGUCUCGCUUAUUUGAGGAACCUGAAUUAAUGACUCGAUGUUGGGAGGUCAUUGAUGCACAGGCUGAGAUGGCACUGCAGUCAGAUGGUUUUGUAGAUAUUGACUUUCCUACUCUAACAAGUGUCCUUUCAAGAGAAACGCUGAAUUGCCGUGAGAUUAUUUUGUUUGAGGCAGCUUUAUCAUGGGCUGAGGCAGAGUGCACUCGUCAAGAAAUAGAUCCCUCUCCUGACAAUAAACGAAAGGUGCUGAGCUCAGCCUUGAAUCUAAUCCGCAUCCCAUGCAUGGAACUCGGAGAAUUCGCAAACGGGGCAGCACAGUCGGGUAUUCUCUCCUUGCAGGAGACCACAGACCUCUUUUUGCACUUCACAGCUCGCAACAAGCCUGCUGUUGCCUACCCAGUUAAGCCGCGACAGGGACUAAAGAAACAAAUAUGCCAUAGAUUCCAGUCAUCGGCCUACAGAAGUAACCAGUGGCGCUACAGAGGGAGAGUUGAUUCGAUAAACUUCAUGGUCGAUAAACGGAUAUUUAUUGUUGGGUAUGGUCUGUAUGGGUCCUCGAGUGGUGCAGCUGAUUACAGUGUCAGGAUUGAGCUAAAGAAAUAUGGAGAGAUUCUUGCUGAGAGCACCACAAAAUUCUUCUCUGAUGGAUCCUCCAACACCUUCCAUGUUUACUUCGCCCACCCUGUACAAGUCGAGAGGGACGUGUACUACACAGCUUCAGCUAUAUUAGAUGGCGCCGAACUAUCCUACUUUGGCCAGGAGGGCAUGAGCGAGGUCACUGUAGGGGCGGUCACAUUCAUGUUCCACUGUUCCUCAGAAAGCACUAAUGGCACUGGAGUCCAAGGCGGCCAGAUUCCAGAACUCAUCUUUUAUGGGCCGACAACGGAUGCAUCAGAAAAGUGAUCAGUGUCGUCCUCUCAAGCGAGCGGUGGCAAUUCUAGCUUAUUCAAUGGUUAUACCAUUAAAUGUAUCAUAGAUCCUUAAGGACACCUGUAUAUGGUGGUUUUAUUCUUCCUCUUUUAAUACAGUGUAUAUAAACCUUAUACAAUUAUGCAAACCGAUCAUGAUGGAUUCUUUUGGUUUGGGUAAUGAAAUUAGGGGUUUUUGAUAUCACAAGUAAAUUGUGCACUGAUUGUCAAAAAUGUCUGGUAGAAGUCAAAAUAGAGCAGUACUCAGCAAUAACAUAAUAAAGUAGAGGUAAACAUAUAGUGAUUUAAACUUGCAACAAGUCCAUUUUCCUAACAUUUAUCCUUAUUGAUAUCAGAGUAACUGUGCAAAAAAAAUACAUCUUUUUCAUGAAAAUUAGUUGUGAUACAUCUUUUCUUUACCUUUCACAAUGUAUUUUCUUUAACCAGUUGUUUAUAACUCAUGUCAGUAAAUAUUCUGUUCCAAAUAAUGGUAAUGUAUGGUAUUUAAUUAAAUGUUUGGAAUAAGAUAUUUAACUUAUAUGCAAAGAGAAUUUCUGAGACUUGACUUUUAAGUGGGUAAGCAUUAACUCAUAAUGCGUGUGUGUGUGUACCUUAAGAUAAACCACACUGAAUCCCAUUAUAACUCAAAGUCUUGAAUUUAUUUAUUCUAUUAUCUUUACCUUCACCUUUGUGUUAAUUUUGUCAGUCAAACAUUAGUUCUAAUGAGAGAAAGUUGUAUAUUUAUUUUAACAUUUUGUAAUAUCAGUUUUAUAUAUUUUUCUUUCAACAUAACUGUAAAAAAAGUAAUUCCAGUCAGUGGUUGAUUUAAUGUAAAUUGUAUAUUUGUUUAUAUAAUUUGAUAUAAAAAGAGGAUGAUAUAUAAUGUGUGCCGAGUCUGUGUGUCCAAAGAUACCAAGAAAAACUGCUAAUUUCAAAUAAAAUUCCAUGUAGCUGUGUAUAUAUAUAUUUUUUUUUUAUAUAGAAGGCAUACUUUGUUAUUUUCAAAUGCAAAUUAAGUGUGAAAAAUGUUUUAAAAUAUAAGAGAAAAGCCACAUCGUGAAUCUCCUUGUGAAGAAGUACUAGCUUAAAGCAUAGUCCUUUUUUCCUCAAAUAAUGCUAUAAGUAAUAAUUUGUUCAAUGCUCCACUCAGACUAAGGAAGAAAGCACUACAUACCUAUAGCCCUCCGAUUUGUUAUUCAUACUGCAGCAUGUCAGUUAAUUGAUAUUAUCUUUAAUGUAAUCUCUGGAAUUAUUAAUAUAUUGUAGGAUGAAGUUUUUAAUUGCCGAAGCAUGGAAAUUGUGUCACUAAGAUUGUAUGUAUAAACAGUGACGCUCCUGUAUGAGCAUUUUCUAUUGCUGUAUUAUUGAUAUUUAUUUAGUUUAGACUUUAAGACUUGGUAUCAACUUUUCUUAUGUAUAAAAUAUAUAUAUAAAUAAAACAUUAUUGCUGUAAAUAUAAACUUUACAACCUUAAGUACAUUCUGUAUUUGUAUAUGUAGAUAUGUUGAACAUAUAGGAUUUUGUGAUAUGUCACGCAUAUCUUUUGCAUCGAAUGCAUGGUUCAAGUUAAACUAAUCUUGGGUUAAUUUGUCUUCAUGCAGCAUAAGUAUUGUAUGCAAAUGCAUGCAGAAAACUGGUAAUUGUACAAUAGUCAGUUUAUGAUUAACUAGAUAUAAGAAGCACAGAAAUCAGAAGCAAGAUAUAAGCAUUUUCAAAAUCUAAAAUAAACAAUAUAGGACUAUUUCAAAGGUGUUAUUGCAAUGGUAAAUGAUGAAAUUCCAAUGCAAGUCAAUUAUGUGCCAUAAUGAUUAGGGCAAAAACAGUUAAAGUGCAUGGUGAGGAUAGUUUACAAUGCUCUAGAAUUUAGUACUUAGAAAAAUGAAUCCUGCAGGUUCAAAUCUGACUCAUUUUAAGGAUGGUAGAAGAGCCAUAGAUGCUAAAUAUUCUGUCUGGUUAUACCCAUUUGCUAUUGGCCCAUAACUUUCUUUAAACUUACAAAUUGCAGUAUUAAUAGGACACAAAAGAAUGUGGUAGUGUAACAGAUAACAUGGUAUGAAUCUAUGAAUGCAUGCAUGUCAUUCGUAGUAUUACAUUAAAACCCAGUGGUUCUUAACCUGUGCACUGGAACACUGUAAUGUGUAGCAUAAUAAUAUUUUGUAUUUGUGCAGUUGUCAAGUUUAUGCAUUUUUAGUCAAAAAUGGAAAACAUCAGAAUUUAUCCAAAGUCCACCUAACCUAAAAGGUUUCUAAUCAAGUAGGAUUUAAUAAGUUCUCUUAUUGAGUAGCUUGCAACAAUUUGUAAAUUUACAAAGGAACAUUAUAACAACACAUGUUUAUGACAAAUUUAUAUUAGUAUAUUAAUGGAGCGCAGAAUUUGAUAUGUUGUAGAAGUCCAGGAUACAAUAUCUAGCAUGUUCCCAGAUUGCAGAUGUUAAGAACCAUAGACAUAACGAGUGCAUUCUUUAUGAUAAGAUAUUUUUGUGAAUUUUUUGGCUGAAAUUUAUUUUUUAAAAAUAUAAUAUUUGCAAGCUGUGCUAUUCUUUUCAACUGGAUGAGCUAGAGCUGAUAUUGCAGUAUCUGGUAUGUAAGUAAUACAAGAUUUCAAUGCAGCUUUUUACAAAGCCUUGAUAAUAUAUGAGCUAAAAAGACAUUUUUUUUCUUGAAUACCAGAGUUAACUGAUCAAUAGUAUAAUGUGCUUGCCAACAAUUUGCUGCCAGACAGAGCCUUAAUCACUCACAUUUCUGUACAUCAAUGUGGUGUAAAUAUAUUAGUUUCCUUCUAGCUGUAUUAUAGGCUUUUUUGUUAGUAGGUCAGCAGUCAUGUUUUUUAAUGGAGAGUUUUGCAAGAACUCAAGGUCAAAAGACUUUCAUAGGGUAUUCCCUUAAAAGUGCCAUAGGAUAUCAAAGACUAGGUAAGUUAGCAUGCAUGUUCAUUUAGCAUUCAUAGCAGCAUAAGAAAGUGUGUGCUACUUUUGAGAGUAAAGCUUUUGAUUUUCAUCGAGAGCAUUAUUUUAUAUUUUGCAGACAGCUUAACUAAAGCAAUUAGUAAGAGAGAAGCCAUUGUUUUAUGCAAAUGUGAACUUUUACCCUUGGUUAAUGAUGCUAUAUUAAAUCUUGAAUUGUGAACUUUCAAGAAUGGAAAUUAUUUAUACCUACUUAGCAAUGUUUUUAGUAGUAAUGCAUAAAUUAUUUCUUAAGGAUGAAACCUGUAAAAAAAUGUUUGAAUUAGAGAAAAAUACACUUUUGAAAUUACUUGAGUCCGUACUUAAAUUUACUUGCAGUAUUUGUCAAGCAGUUUUAUCUUAGUAAUAUUUCAAUAUUUCAAUAUGAUUUUUUGCUAUGGUAGCCAGAUAUCAGACAUUUACUAUAGUAUUCAUCUAGGUAAGCAAAACAUUUUUAGACAGAAUCAUGAACAUUCAGAGCACCUGUCUUUGAAUGUAACCAAUGACAGCUGAUCUUGAAUAAUAGAUUUAUUUCAAAAACUUCGGAAGCAUAGAACAAUAUUAAACAUGCGAGUGAUAAAAGUAUGACCUUCAUGCUGUGUUAGUAUACAUUUAUAUAAAAUGUUUUAUGUCCCAUAUAUCUUUAUGACUAGUUUAUUUGGUGUGCAUUAAUUUCACUUCUCAUAUCAUCAUGUAAGAUUCGUUUUUGUAAAAGAAUAUUUUUACAAUAAUGAAAUAUUACAAAAAUAAUCCUCUUUAACUUGAGUUGUUCAAACAAAAAGUCAACUAAAAUCAAAUAUAGUACUAUGAGGACCCAUCUUCAUUCUACAUUAUCUAAAGGGGAAUACCUGUACAGUAAGACACAAAAGUAAGGAUUAUAUGAUGAACAAAACUGGUUCACAUUUUUUACAAUUGUUGUAUUUUUACAAAAUAAGCAAUGUAUAUGAGAAUUAUGUGUCAGUUAUGAAGAAAUGAGACAUUGACCCUAUAGAAAAGAUCUUUCCAUAGAGAUUAGUUGAUAGGUACAGCUAUAGACAGGUUUUAAUGAUUAUGACAAAGCAGUUUUAAGUAAGUCCAUUAUAGUGUCACAGUUGUGUGUAUAUUAUCAACUUCCAAGCUAGCAUCAUCUGUGAAAGACAGUUAGCCACAGGUACUAGAGUACAAACUUAAGCUUUUCUUCAUACUUUGUAAAACUCUUUGAUCUUUUCAACUAUCAUAGCACUGAUGAGAAUAAAAAAAAACAUUACUUUUUCUUCAGCUCUGUACUUAUUGGAUAAUGAUGUGAAUUGUCUAUUUGUUCAGUGUAUAUUAUCCUUUCUGUAUUUAAUAUAUUCUUACCAGUAUAA
This is a messenger RNA of Penaeus vannamei (Pacific white shrimp), 6190 nucleotides long. The record is from RefSeq and is a predicted model, not a curated record. NCBI's taxonomy places the organism in Eukaryota, Metazoa, Arthropoda, Malacostraca, Decapoda, Penaeidae.